Monosiga brevicollis MX1 is the source of this 1161-nucleotide messenger RNA. RefSeq lists its product as uncharacterized. The transcript has a single exon. The record is from RefSeq and is a predicted model, not a curated record. Bases 1 to 1161 code for a protein of 386 amino acids. NCBI's taxonomy places the organism in Eukaryota, Choanoflagellata, Craspedida, Salpingoecidae.
AUGCCAUCCAUUAUGGGACUGCUACACCAACUCUCGGCCAAGUUUGACGGCAUGCAGGCGGACAUGGCCGCCAUGAAGACGGACAUGGCCGACAUGAAGACGGACAUGGCCGACAUGAAGACCAAGGUUGAUCACCUGGAGACCAAGGCUGAUCGCCUGGAGACCAAGGUUGAUCACCUGGCGACCAAGGCUGAUCGCCUGGAGACCAAGGUUGAUCGCCUGGACCUUCGCGUGGGCAUGUUGACGGAAGCUCACGUGCGCAAAGUGGUUGGCCAAGAGCGAGGCAAGCGGUGGACGCGCCACUACGACGUGUAUUCCCUCGACGGCAUUGCCAACCUGCUUGUGACCAAGCGGCCAUCGACCAUUGUCCCAAAACUCACGUCGGAGGACGUUGCUUUCCACGUGCACAACAUGACCGAGAAGUUGGUGCUCACGGCUUUGAAGGGCGCGGACGGCGGCUUGCCUGGGCUGCUGCAGUGCAUCGCCGAGGACUACCAACUCGCUGGCCCGCCUGCCUUUGCCGCCACCGUGGACUUUUUCAAGCAGGCCCUCGCCUUUGUGACGGCGGCGUUGCAGGCAGAAGCCACCCGCCAGCACGGCCAGGACGCGACGAAGCGCGGCAUUCUCAUCCAGCUGCAACAGCUUUUGGAAGCCAACAAGGACAUUGUGCAGGCAGGCAGCAAAGACCCGACGCCACUCUCCAAGAUCAUGCGGACGCACUCGGGGCUGGCGUUGAGCCUCUUCUUUGCGAUGCCUCCGCUUCUGGCAGUGCGCAAGAACUUGCCCAAGUACAAGAAGCGCUGGGCUUGGCGCUCCCUGGAGUUUGAGAUGCGUGGCCAAUUCACCGCACCGUCGACUCACCAGGCGGCCCACAUCGAGUUUGGCGAGGUCAGGUCAUCCGCCGUCAACCAAGGCGCGGGUCUGGAGCAGCUCGCGUUUCGGAGUCACGUGCUUCGCCAUGCUUACAGCAUCAUGGCUCCCAACGAGCUGCUGGACUGCGCCCCGGUGCUCUACAUUGAGUGCGCCAGCGUCGACGCGCACACCGUCCUCAAGGAGAACGUGCCAGUGAGCAUUAUUCCCCUCCGACAUCCUUUUGAGAAAGUCGCCGAUGCCAACGACGACGCCUUGCACGCGGCAGCGCCUGUGGUUGCGAUGGCUUGA